Rotaria sp. Silwood1 is the source of this 1351-nucleotide messenger RNA. Lineage: Eukaryota; Metazoa; Rotifera; Eurotatoria; Philodinida; Philodinidae. The record is from the annotation of a GenBank genome assembly.
AUGCGUAUCUAUGAUCAAGUAAUCAUACCAGUUUCACAUCGAAUGUCAAAUUUAGAACAACUUAGUUUGUAUUUAUUGGUCGAUCGUAAUAAUGGAUUUAUUGAUGAAAGUGAUUUACAGCAAAAUAUUAUUAAUUAUAUGCCACGUUUAAAUGAAUUUCGGUUAUAUAGUCGUUUAACUAUAUUGCUAAACAAUCAAAUUAUUUCUUGUGUCAAUUAUUUUCAAGAAGCAGAAAAAAGUGAGUGUCAUAUCUAUUAAUGAUCAUAUACAUUAAGAAGUUAUGAAAAUAUGGUGAAUAAUUUUCCAGAUGGAUUAUUUACAUGUGUUUGUGAAAUAUCAUUAUUUGAUGAAGAUUCUUUUGAAUAUGAAUGCUUUAUUCGAAUUGUUCAAUCAUUUCCAUUUAUGAAAAACUUAACUAUAAUUAAUCAAGAACCAAAAAACCAUCAACAAUAUAGGAAAUAAAAAAAUAACAAUCCAGAUUUAUUAAUUAUUCAAUAUCCUCAUCUUACAUAUCUUGAUUUGGAUGAGACUCAUGAUGAUAAUGUCGAACAAUUUCGUGUUUACCAUAUAGUGUUAAUCUUUUUAUCGAUUAUAAACUUUUGACAAGAAUAACAUACAAUUUUACACGAAAAGCAACACGAAUUAAUUGUUCUAAAGUGAGAUAUAUAUAUUUAGAUAGAAUUUUUCGAUUUCCAAAACAUUUCAAACAUUAUUUUCUUAAUACAAAGAUAAAUGCACAUCAAUAAAAAACGCAGAUCUUGAAAAAAAUGCUGUCAGCACCAUCUAGUAUUAACAAAAUCAUUAUUUUUCCUCUCAGUAUUCCAUAUUUAACAAUAAAAGUAGCUGUUUGUCCUACAGAUGACAAGAAAUUUAGCAAUUGAUUUAGGUCAAUUUAAUAUUCGGUUAAGACUCAAUUCAAUAAGUACACAAUAGAAAAUCAUGUUUCAAAGGAUUCUCACAAAUCUAUAACGAGGGUGUGGGAUGUGGAUGUAUGUUCACAUGUUCUUAUACGCCCACACCCACAUCUAGAGAACCUAUUGAUUAGUGAAUAAUUGUGAUACUUUUCGAUUUGAGAUAGGUUAUGAACAUUUUUAUCAAUAUAUAGUUUGACAAAACCGUAGCGAAAAUUAGCAGCACAGAUACUCGAUUCUGUUGUUUGUUUUCUAGGUUAUUGAUGUUAAAAUAGCGAUCAAUCACAGAUUUUUGUUUGACUAACGGAUGAACAUGAUGCUCAUUGUGUUGAGUAUGAUAAUCAACAAUGUUUUCGAGGCGAAGUCGCUUUCAGUUGAACGUACAGUGGGUGAUUUGGUCUAGGCUUGCUUUUCAGGUAGCAUUUAUCGACUUACAAGCU